AUGAGCCGUAGAAGAGUACACGAGGAAGAUGAUGGCUAUGAUCGAGUAUAUAAGAAGCGCAGGAGGGUUUCGGAGAAUCAAGAGAUUGAAGAUCGUCUUGAAUCUCUCAUCCUCCGCGUUGGAGAGAAGUCAACGUCAUCUCUGGAAAGCAACUUGGAAGGUUUGGCUUCCGUAUUGGAAGCCGAUCUGGGUUUAUUUCGUAGCAAGAUUCUUCGAAUUUUAACGGACUGCGCUAUUAAGAUGCCAGAAAAAUGCACAAUUUACACCACUCUCGUCGGGCUAUUGAACGCGAAAAAUUUCAAUUUUGGUGGAGAAUUUGUUGAUUAUAUGGUGAAAAAUUUCAAGGAUUCUUUAAAAGCGUGCAAAUGGGAUGUGGCUAGGUAUUCGCUUAGAUUUCUAGCUGAUUUGGUAAAUUGCCAUGUUUUAUCAUGCGGAUCGUUGAUGCAGUUGUUUGACAAUAUGCUGGAUGCUGCAAACGAGGAUGGAGUACCGCAAGUGAGACGUGAUUGGUAUGUUUAUGCCGUUCUAUCGACGCUGCCGUGGGUUGGCAGAGAAUUAUAUGAGAAAAAGGAACAAGAAUUAGACCAUCUAAUGGUUACGAUAGAGAUAUUUUUGAAUAAACGAAGCAAGAAACAUCAGCCAGCGUUGAGAGUAUGGUCGAGUGACACGCCUCAUCCGCAGGAAGAGUAUUUAGAUUGCUUGUGGGCGCAAGUUCGCAAACUGAGGCAGGAUAAUUGGGCCGAGAAGCAUAUUCCACGCCCCUAUCUGGCAUUUGAUUCGAUUCUGUGUGAAGCGUUGCAACAUAAUUUACCACCUUUGAUACCGCCUCCACACCAUGAAUCUUAUUCCUAUCCGUUGCCCACCGUCGUCUUUCGUAUGUUUGAUUAUACGGAUUGUCCUGCUGAAGGGCCAUUAUUGCCAGGAAGUCACGCCAUUGAGCGAUUCCUGAUAGAAGAGCACUUACGGCAGAUCAUCAAUAAUUAUUAUUUUGAGAGAAAGGAUUGUGCUGCACAACUGCUGAACUUCCCAUUCAAAGCCAAAAUCCCUUUAGACUAUUGUAUUGUUGAAGUGAUAUUUGGUGAAUUGUUUAGACUGCCCACUCCAAAACAUUUAGAGAUCAGUUAUGGGUCAAUUUUGAUAGAGCUCUGCAAAUUGCAGCCUUCAACCAUGCCACAGGUACUAGCGCAAGCCACCGAGAUUCUGUUUCGUCGUAUAGACAGUAUGGCGGCUACUGCCUUCGAUCGUUUCGUCUGGUGGUUUGCGUACCAUUUAAGCAAUUUCCAAUUCCGUUGGUCGUGGGAAGAUUGGGAUUCUUGCUUGCAACGUGAUGUAGAACAUCCAAGACCAAAAUUUAUACGAGAGGUCUUGCUUAAAGCUUUGAGAUUGUCAUAUUAUCAGAGGAUUCGAGAUAUGAUGCCAGACUCGUACGUAGACUUGAUUCCAGCAGUUCCCGAGCCCGUCUACAAAUAUUCAUCUGAAGGUGCCAGUUCACUCCCUGGUACAUCAGCAGCACAUGAAUUGGUGGUUUCUAUAAGACGUAAAUGUACGCCGGAAGAAGCAUUAAAUGUAUUAAAUACAUUACCUGGUCCCAGAGAAAACGAAGAGACGAAUAAUUACAAUCCGUUGAAAAUCGACGUCUUUGUACAAACUUUACUAAACCUUGGUUCGAAAAGUUUCAGUCAUAGUUUUGCGGCUAUAGUAAAGUUUCAUUAUGUUUUCAAGGUGCUCGCUGAAACGGAAGAAGCGCAGAUAUGUAUAUUGAGAAACAUGUACGCGUUGUGGAAGAAUCAUUACCAAAUGAUGGUAGUGCUAACAGACAAGUUUUUAAAAACUGGUAUUAUUGAAUGCAGCGCUAUCGCCAACUGGAUAUUUUCCAAAGAGAUGGCAUCUGAGUUUACAAAAUUAUAUAUUUGGGAAAUACUGCACUUGACAAUACGUAAAAUGAACAAGCAUGUGACGAAAUUGAGCACGGAAUUGACGGAGGCGAGGGAGAAACUGAGAAGAGCGGAAAGUAGGUCAGGUUCCUCUUCGGACGAGGAGGAUACUAAUAAAGAGAGAAAUAGAGAAAGACCAUCGGAGGAUGUGGUAGAACGAAUGGAGGAAAAGUUGGAAGCUGCGCAAGCAGAUCAGAAAAAUUUAUUCCUCAUUAUAUUUCAGCGUUUUAUAAUGAUCCUAUCGGAACAUUUAGUACGCUGCGACACAGAUGGAAUUGACUAUAACACGCAUUGGUAUAAAUGGACUGUAGGAAGAUUGCAACAAGUUUUCUUAUCUCAUCAAGAGCAAGUACAAAAAUAUUCUUCGACGCUGGAAACUUUACUCUUCACUCCAGACUUGGAUCCUCAUAUUUUGGACGUGUUUCAUCAAUUUGUUUCUCUACGAGCAUAAAAUAAGAUAUACAUAUAUAAAUAAUGUAUUUAUAUCAGAGUACGUUUAUAAGUUAGCAAGCUAAGUAUAAGCUGCAUCAAAGUACAUUUAAGUUAAUAAGUUAAUUGUAAGUUACAAUAAAGUACAUUUUAGAGUUUUUA
Molecule: messenger RNA, 2525 nt
Organism: Temnothorax curvispinosus
Lineage: Eukaryota; Metazoa; Arthropoda; Insecta; Hymenoptera; Formicidae
Gene: Cbp80
Product: nuclear cap-binding protein subunit 1
Exons: 11
Coding region: 1-2385 (794 amino acids)
Biological process (GO): mRNA export from nucleus; nuclear-transcribed mRNA catabolic process, nonsense-mediated decay
Cellular component (GO): nuclear cap binding complex; nucleus
Molecular function (GO): protein binding; RNA cap binding; mRNA binding
Source: RefSeq, a predicted model, not a curated record